AGCCAUUGAAGUGUCAAGAUCUGAAGGCUCUCGGGAACGGCUGACUAAUAAGUUUGAUCCAGAGAUAAGUUCUCAUACAAGCCGAACAUCGUCUCCGCUGUUUUGGUGACACGGGAACAUACAAUUAUGAAUCCAAAAGAUCCAUUGGAAGAGACAGGAGGAAACUCCGUUCCAUUGUGUUUGGCCUGUGGCCAAAGGCACCUUCCAGAAGAGAACCAUACAUACACCUACACAGAAGAUGUAGAUGAUGACCUGAUCUGCCACAUUUGCUUGCAGCCUUUGCUUCAACCUCUGGAUACACCCUGUGGACACACAUACUGUACAGUUUGCCUUACGGAUUUCCUUGUGGAAAAAGACUUCUGCCCUAUGGACCGCAAAGCUCUAGCUCUACAGAGGUGCAGAAAGCCAAGCAUCCUAGUGAAUAAGCUGCUGGAUAAGCUACUGGUGAACUGUCCUUUCACAGAACACUGUUCAGAAAUUCUGCAACGCUGUAAUCUUGAGCAGCAUUUUCAGAAUGGGUGCAAAGGGGCUUCUCACUAUGGAUUCACCAAGGAGAGAAAGAGAACUUUGCCAGCUGGAUCUGCUGAUUUGAAUGCUGCUUUAACAGUGCCUGCCCUUGGAUCUGAGUUCUCUGCUGCCGCCACAAUUGCCUUAAUGACAGAUGAACCAGGGCUAAUUAACCCUGCCUUCAAUGCCAAUUUUGAGGACAACUCACCAGGAACCAACCCCACCCGUCUUUAUAUAAGCCAGCAAUCUAGAACCACAGCUUCACAGUUUGAGCGUUCUACUGUACGAAGCAGGUCUUUUAAAAAGAUAAACAGAGCUCUCAAUGUCCUUCGAAGGACAAAAAGUGGCAGUGCUGUGGCUAACCAUGUUGAACGGGAACGAGAAAAUGUUGAAAAUCUGAUUGCUUCACAGGCAGCCUUUCCAAGGCUAUAUCAUCUCAUUCCAGACGGGGAAGUUACCAGUAUUAAGAUCAACCGCCGCCAUCCCCAUGAAGGCCUGGCCAUCAGAGUAGUGGGUGGCAGCGAAACGCCUUUGAUUCACAUAAUCAUCCAACACAUCUAUCGAGACGGCAUCAUUUUCAAAGAUGGAAGGCUACUGCCAGGAGAUAUGAUCCUGAAGGUCAAUGGCAUAGAUAUCAGAAGUGUGCCUCACAGCUACGCCUUGCUCGUCCUGAGACAACCAUGUCAAGUUCUCCGUCUCACUGUGCUCAGAGAGCAAAGGUACCAUUGUGGGAAUUCUGGACUUUUCCCUGACGUUCCCUGCCACAGGGAUGAGAAUUUGCACGUUACUCUGAACAAAAACAACCCAGACCAACAGCUGGGCAUCAAGUUGAUCCGUAAGGCCAACGAAGAUGGCGUUUUCGUGUUCAACCUGCUGGAAGGAGGCCUUGCUGCCCGUGACAGGGAACUUCAAGAGAACGAUAAGGUUUUAGCCAUUAACGGACAUGACUUACAGCACGGAAGUCCAGAAACCGCAGCUCAGUUGAUACAGGCUAGCAAGAGGCAGGUUCACUUCAGCAUUUCCAGGCAAACCAGGCGACAGACCCCGGAUAUUUUACAGGAAACUGGCUGGGAUUGCCACGGUAGCCAUCUACCCUUCCUUGCGGUACGCGACCAUCCUAGAAAAAGCGUCCUUCAUGCCGUUACCUGUCAUGAAAAAGUGGUGAUUGUCCGAAAAGAUAAUGCAGAGUCCCUGGGAAUGACGGUGGCAGGAGGUUGUUUAUCUUCGCACAGGGAAUGGAAUCUACCUAUUUAUGUCUUAAGUGUGGAACUGGGUGGCGUCAUCAGCAGAGAUGGCCGGAUCAAAACAG
Molecule: messenger RNA, 1816 nt
Organism: Protobothrops mucrosquamatus (brown spotted pit viper)
Lineage: Eukaryota; Metazoa; Chordata; Lepidosauria; Squamata; Viperidae
Product: E3 ubiquitin-protein ligase LNX-like
Exons: 9
Biological process (GO): ubiquitin-dependent protein catabolic process
Cellular component (GO): cytoplasm
Molecular function (GO): ubiquitin-protein transferase activity; protein binding; metal ion binding
Source: RefSeq, a predicted model, not a curated record